AUGUCGGCGUUACAGAGAUCGCAGUCUUCAGACAGUGAAGACACCCCCUUGCUAGGGGCCAAUUUAUUCCCGAUCCCAGGACAGCAUGCCCCCACAGAAUCUUCAGACACCGCUCAGGAUGGGGUGAAGCAAGCUGAGGCCAUCACCUUGGCCUGGUCGAAGAAAUCUUUAGUAGCGGCCUACGUCCUGAUGUUUCUCUUGUACUUUGUGAACGCUUUUCAAUCCUCAAUUACCAGCAAUCUCUCGGCCUUCGUCACCAGUGGCUUCGAAUCGCAUUCCUUAAUCCCCGUCAUCUACAUCGUGUCCAGCGUCAUGUCCUCCGCGACUUAUAUGCCUCUCGCAAAAAUAUUGAACGUUUGGGAUCGCUCCAUUGGCUUCUUGAUAAUGGUGGUGUUUGCGACACUUGGUUUGGUCUUGUCAGCGACAUGUACGGGUAUCACAACCUAUUGCAUAUCACAAAUGUUCUACACCAUAGGCUUUGCUGGUGUUAUCUUCAGUAUCGAUGUGAUCACAGCUGAUACGUCAUCGCUCCGGGAUCGAGGCCUUGCGUAUGCAUUCACUUCGUCGCCUUAUAUCAUCACCGCAUUUGCAGGCUCGGCUGCCUCAGAGCGCUUCUAUGCUUACAAUUGGCGGUGGGCGUACGGCAGUUUUGCCAUUAUCCUUCCCAUCGUCGCCUUUCCGAUGUUUGGUCUACUUCAGUACAAUCGUUAUAAAGCGAAGCGCCAGGGUCUUCUGCCCAAAAAAGAACACAACGGCCGGACAUUCAUACAGAACAUUGCCUUUUAUGCUAUAGAGCUAGACCUUCUGGGGGUCUUUCUCCUGGCGACUGGUCUGGUGCUCUUCCUCCUUCCAUUCACCAUUUCUGGGUCUACAGUCAAUGAGUGGAGGUCUCCCUAUAUUAUUACCAUGCUUGUUGCUGGCAUCGUCUGUCUAGUCGGCUUUGUCUUGGCAGAACGUUUUGUUGCCCCGGUUCCCUUUCUCCCAUGGGAGUUGCUGGCCUCUCGAACGGUUCUUGGAGCUUGUCUUCUAGGGGCCUCGUAUCAAAUCGCCUUCUACUGCUGGAACGAAUACUACACAUCAUAUCUGCAGGUAGUCUAUGGGACAAGUAUCUCAACCGCGGGAUACAUUAGCAGUAUCUUCAACGUGAUUUCUGGGGUGUGGCUCCUGGCUGUUGGUUUCUUGAUCAAAAAGACAUCUCGAUUCCGGUGGCUACUUUUUUGGGCCGUCCCAUUAUAUAUGCUUGGAGUCAGCCUAAUGAUAUACUUCCGUCAACCCGGCUGGUCUGUGGGUUAUUUGAUCAUGUGCCAGGUGCUCAUUGCAUUCGGUGGCAGCACCAUGAUCAGCUGCCAGCAGGUUGCAGUUUCAGCCGCAUCUGAUCACAACAAUAUCGCUUCCGCCCUUGCGUUUCUGGGCGUCUUCGGCUCCAUGGGAGGCGCCGUGGGAAGUAGCAUCUCCGGUGCAAUUUGGACAAACACUUUACCCGGGGCGUUGAAGCGCCUACUUCCGGAGUCUGCAAAGGCGGACUGGCGAACCAUCUAUGAGUCUCUCGACAUUCAACUUAGCUAUCCCAUAGGCUCACCAGUCCGAAAUGCUAUUGCCUUUGCUUAUGCUGAAACACAAACCAAGAUGCUGACUGCCGGAACGGCUAUUAUGGCGCUUUCUCUGAUCUGGAUGUUUCUGAUUAAAGACAUCAAGCUCAGCAAAGAUGCCCAAAACAAGGGUGUCGUGUUUUAG
Messenger RNA from Aspergillus puulaauensis, 1734 nucleotides. RefSeq lists its product as uncharacterized. Gene Ontology annotation, biological process: transmembrane transport. Gene Ontology annotation, molecular function: transmembrane transporter activity. Bases 1 to 1734 code for a protein of 577 amino acids. NCBI's taxonomy places the organism in Eukaryota, Fungi, Ascomycota, Eurotiomycetes, Eurotiales, Aspergillaceae. The record is from RefSeq and is a predicted model, not a curated record. The transcript is spliced from 4 exons.